AUGUCUCAAUUGGAUGGAAAUUUUAUGAAAUUAGAUGAAGCGAUUAAUAGGUUUAGUACUGUUGCUAUGAGAUUUUCCAUUUCAGUGAAACGUGAAAAAUUUAAUGCAGGCUGUAGCACACAAGGUAAAAAUGCAAGCGACGCAUUAGCUGUACAAAACAAUAUAAGGGAACAGGCCUUAUUAGUAUUUUUGGAAGGGAUAUCCGAUAGAAUUAAAUUAAUGGUAAAAAGUAAACAUCCCUCCACAUUGGAACAGGCUAUUCAAAUUGCAAUUAUAGAAGACAAAAAUACAACCCCAAAUGAAGUAAAACAAAAGAGUAGUAACUUCCGAGAUAGAGGGGGCACCCAAAAGUUUAAUAAAGGUAAUUGUCAUGUAUGCGGUAUAAUACAUUCAGGUAUAAUAUCUACUAGAGAAUUAAGAAUGCAGCUGCGGGACAUACUAAUAAGUUUGCCCGGGCAAUUAAAAUUACCUUUUGAUGUAAAUUACAUAUCACUUUAUGAAUUAAGUAAGAUUUCAAAACUAGCUAUAGUAUAUAUGAAUGGAACUCUCGUAUUCGAGUUAGUGAUUCCAUUACUAAAUCCAGUAGAAUUAACAUUGUAUCACAUAAUACCAUUGCCGGUGCGUAAAGAUCAGCUCUAUAUGCACCUCACGCCCGAAUUCGAAUACAUGGCCAUAUCAAAAACACACGAGUACUAUUUAACGAUUUCCGUAACACAUUUAAUGAACUGUAGGGAAUUAGCGAGUGUAACAAUGUGUCCCGAAAAACAACCAUUACGUAUGGGGUCCGCGGGGUUACCAUGUGAAAUCGAAUUAUUUAUGAAAACCAACGAUAAUUCCAAGAACUUGCGCUAUAAAAUAUUUAGAAUUAUCACGUAGCAUCUACCAUAAGUUGAAAUAUCAUAAUAAGUGGAUUUAUAUAAUAAACACGUUGGACGAUGUAGCUGUCACCUGUGAUCAUUGGGAUAACGCUAAGAAUAUACAAUUAAGGGGCGUAGGUAUAAUAACAUUAAGUGAACAAUGCAGGGCGCACACACCAC
This is a messenger RNA of Acyrthosiphon pisum (pea aphid), 1037 nucleotides long. RefSeq lists its product as uncharacterized. Bases 1 to 876 code for a protein of 291 amino acids. The transcript is spliced from 4 exons. Lineage: Eukaryota; Metazoa; Arthropoda; Insecta; Hemiptera; Aphididae. The record is from RefSeq and is a predicted model, not a curated record.